CCGGUCGGUGGCCCAAGUUUAUUUAUUCUCUCGCUGAUGGACAACCCUUGUGCGGCAAUCAGAGAGACGACCAGAGGAAUUCAUUUAUCUGUAGAGUGCAGGGAGACAUGAGCGGAGAUCCUAUCGCGGUGGGGCCAUGGGGUGGAGACGGUGGUGGUGGGUGGAGUUGGAUGGCCGAUGGUGACGGGAUUAAGCAGAUAAUCCUCGGACACGAAGAGGUGAUCCGUUCUAUCAAGUUCCUGGGCGGCUCUGGAGGCUUUUCAAAUGAAUUUGGCAGCCCUAGUUCAUCAAAAAUUGAUCAGAUUCAGAUAGCUUGGCCUGACGAGUAUCUAACUUCCAUAAGCGGGACGUUUGGCCGACGUUGGAAGAAUCAAAAUGGGCACGUGGUAGUAAGAUCAAUCCAAUUCAAUACAAAUGCCAGGUCAUACGGACCCUACGGUUCUACAGACGGCACGGCUUUCUCUCUUCCUGUGAAACAGGGGAAGAUUGUGGGGUUCCAUGGACGAUGCGGUGCGGAUCUUGACUCCAUUGGAGUCUAUCUAAAGAAUUGACUCUCAACAAUGAAAAUACCAAGUUUGCAACAUUGGAAUUUCUAAAUAAACUACUUUUUCCUUCAGUCGUUUGUGGCUUUGUGUCGUGGAAACCCAAUUCCCGGUAUUUGAUGUAUAAGUAGUAUCUUAUUUUUAGGAUAUUUAAAUAAAAAUCCAGGGGCGGUUCGUCUUGGUUGCUUUACAAGGCUCCCAUACUCUGGUCGGUGUGUGACUCUGAGUGAUAUAGUGUUGGAUUGAGACUUUUCCUUUUUGCUCUUUCUGAUUAUGAGGCUUCUUUGUACGGUUGUAUCCA
Messenger RNA from Nelumbo nucifera (sacred lotus), 843 nucleotides. Its product is annotated as mannose/glucose-specific lectin-like. Gene Ontology annotation, molecular function: carbohydrate binding. The record is from RefSeq and is a predicted model, not a curated record. Lineage: Eukaryota; Viridiplantae; Streptophyta; Magnoliopsida; Proteales; Nelumbonaceae.